CGGCCUGGCUGCAAGGGAUGACAUAGGCUGCACCUGCGCGCUCCCGUCUGCUGGCAGACAACUCCCUUGGACCCACAGCCCGGAGGGCGAGCGUGGGGCCGGUACAGCGGCGGGCCGCAGGCAGGGCCCGGGCUAUGGGGCUGGCGGGUUCCUGCUCGGCCUCUCCCUCGACCGCGACGUGUGGCCGGUGUGAGGGCACAGCGGGGUGACGAGAGCGAGACGUGGGUCGCUCCUGGGGCGGAGUGGGGGAGAAGGGGCCCCGGGCAGUUCCUCACUGGCGGCGGGGCGGCCCUGCCUGAGCGGAGGGCUUUGCGGACCCCAUGCCCUGGCAGUGGAGCGAGCACCGGCAGCCUAAAUCCGUCGGUGUCAAACGCAAAGGCAGCGGUUCUCCAGCUCCGCGCUACAGCAGGUUGGGAUGUUGGUCUCUAUCCUUUCCUGUCACAUGGCUGGUAAUAGGAUCCCUCAUCUGCCACUCGGCACCUCGCCGGGGCGCAGUUUCAGGACACAUGCUGUAGGGCCGCCGCUUCCCGCACUUCGCGUUCUUCCUGGCCGCCCGCGACCACCUCUGCCCCGGAGCAGGGGGGCUGCCUCCUGUGAGUGCGGUGCGGCCCGGCGGCCGCUGCCCAUGGAGCCCCCGGCUCUCGCCGCCGUCCUGGCCUUGUCAGGUCUGACGCUGAGCUGCUGCCGGGAGCCCGUUCUCUCCGAAUGUUAUACAGCAAAUGGGGCUGACUAUCGUGGCACUCAGAACCAGACCUCCCAAUAUGCAGGGAAACCUUGUCUUUUUUGGAAUGAAACCUUUGAGCAUCCUUAUAAUACUUUGAAAUAUCCCAAUGGGGAGGGAGGGCUUGGAGAGCAUAACUACUGCAGGAACCCUGAUGGAGAUGUGAGCCCAUGGUGCUACAUUGCAGAACAUGAGGAUGGAAUAUAUUGGAAAUACUGUGAAAUUCCAUCCUGCCGAAUGCCAGGGAAUCUAGGGUGUUACAAGGACCAUGGAGAGCCACCACCUUUGACUGGCACCAGCGAGACCUCCAAUAAACUUACUAUUCAAACAUGCAUCAGCUCCUGUCGAAGUCAACAAUUCAAGUUUGCAGGCAUGGAGUCAGGUUAUGCUUGUUUCUGUGGAAAUAAUCCUGACUACUGGAGAUACGGGGAGGCAGCCAGUACGGAAUGCAACAGUGUUUGCUUUGGAGACCAUACUCAGCCUUGCGGUGGGGAUGGCAGAGUCAUUCUUUUUGACACCCUUAUUGGUGCCUGUGGAGGGAAUUACACUUCUGCUACAGCUGUGAUCUAUUCCCCAGAUUUUCCUGACACAUACGGCACAGGCAAAGUCUGUUACUGGACCAUACAAGUUCCAGGAGCAUCCCAAAUCCACUUCAGCUUUGCCCUUUUUGAAAUCAAAGAUGCUACAGAUAUGGUGGAACUGCUGGAUGGCUAUACGUAUCAUGUUCUAGCUCGUUUUAAUGGCAAGAACCGGCCUCCCCAGACAUUUAACAUCUCUUUGGAUUUUGUCAUUUUGUACUUUUUCUCAGAUGAAAUUAAUCAAGCCCAGGGAUUUGCUAUCAGAUACAGAGCUGUGAAGGACAACGUGCAUCAAAACAAGAUUCUAGUGAAUCAGACCUUUUCAGAGAAGAUAAAUGAACAAGCAAAUCUCAGCAUCAGUGCAGCCCGGUCAUCAAAGAUACUUUAUGUCAUCACAACCAGCCCAAGUCAUCCCAGUAGCUCCAUGCCUGAGUGGACAAUAUAUAGUCUCACAGCAUUGCUCAUCCUAAGUAUUACAGCCAUAAUAGCAAAGAUAUUCCUCCACAUUACCAUGAGAUCCCAUCAGAUACCAUCUGCAACUGGAACAGAAGAUUCCAAUGAGGUUACCUCUGCUGGAGAGAUCUGGAGUAUAUUUUACCAGCCAUCCACAUCAAUAUCCAUCUUCAAGAAAAAGCUUCGAAGUCAACAAGAUGAUUGCAACCCACUGGUGGGAAACUGAAGUGUCUUAUGUUACAAGAAUCAACCUUCUUAAAAUCCAGGUGACCUGGGAAUAAUUUUUUUUCUUUCCUCUGAAUCUCAUACUUGUUUUCCAAAAAGUGCAUUUUCCAAAGGCUUUUGAGUGACUUUGCCUGUCUUCUGCUCUCUUGGGUACACUACAGGCAACAGGAGCAAUUAAUUGCAGCAGUAGUUUUGAACUAUCUGGUGUUCAUUGAAUCUGUGGUGCUGUUAAUUACUGCCUUGAGACCAGUGCACUUAAGAUCUAUGUAAAAACCUGUGAAACGCCCUGUACUCCUGCAAAAAGUAACUGAAGGAGUACCUGCAGGUUGAGGACUUCUUGUGUCCUGCUUUGCUGUGUAACUGUAUCGUGUCAGGUUACUUUAGUCCCUUUUAUCUCAUGGCUGAAGACUGAGAUAGGUACUGAUGACCUGUUGAGCUUCCACAGCAACCAGAAUUCACUAGCCUGGAUAUCAAUGUGUCUAACUGGUUCUAUACAGUAAAAUGGGAGUCGAAGACUUUGAGAUCAGCCUGGUUGCCCAGUGCUCUGCUGUUUCUAUGGUUUCUGUUUCUAGAAGCAGAGAUGUACAAAUAAAAUCAAAUUCAGGAGACAAACACACUGGAAUUUCAGCUGCAAAUGUGAGUUUUGAUGGAGAAAUGCUUACCACGUCAGGAUCUCAGAAUCUGCACAAGCAAUGGAGGCUUUUAAAUGACUAUGUUUGACCCAUCAUUCACUGAUGAUUAUGAUGAUUUUGUUCAUAUUCACAGUGAUCUUUUAAAACACUAUCAUACUCCAGACUGAAGUCCUGGAUGUAAGCCUGGGACUUCUUAAAGGAUUGUCCAAAGAAAUUGUAAAUCCACUGAAUUUUUAAACAGUGAGGCUGACUAAGACAAAUUCUUACUCUGAAGUUAAAGAUACUGAUCUUGGCAGCCUAAACUAUGUACAAAGUUGUAGCCUGCUAUCAACAACUCACCUAUGCCAGGCUGCGCAUCUGAACACACAUACAAGUUGCCUUGAUACUUACUUGUGAGAAGAAAAAGUGUCUCUGUGCCUGCAAAAUUAAAACUGAACUGCAUUUUUAAGAUUAAUACUCUUAACUGUCAAAGAACUAAUACAUCAGUGGGGACCUGAUCUGUGAAAUUUCUCAUUGAUUGCAACAGACAGCAUUAACUCUUUUUCCUCUAUGGUAGAAUAUCUGUCUGCCCACAGUGCUCAAACUUCUCAUCCCAGCACUGGGGAUCAACAGUGGUGAUCUUCAACCUUUCAGCCUCAGCCAGUCAGACCAGCAAGAUAUUUGGGAAAAGCUGACAAUGCAGAAAUCAGAUAAAUUGACUGGAAAACUGAAUGAACAGCUCUGUGAACUAAGUUACAGGAAAUUCAGUGACAGCCAUUAAAAUACAAAUGGACAAAUGGAAUAGAUAUCAGUUUAAAUAUACACCAACAGUCAGUGUAUAUCAGACCUGCAGUCACAGAACAACUAUUAAAUGCAUCUGCAAAAGAGAACUAAUAAACUUGUAACCAAGUUUAAAUUCUUUGUAGUAUCUGCCCUUCUGUUUUUAACAUGUAAACGCCUACUCUUCAUGAGGUCUAGAGAUUUCUUUGAAAAAACAGGCACGUAAGACUAGACAAUGAAAUACUGUGCCUUACUUGCCAUUGUAGAUCUAGUCUUUUACCUGAAUUUAAUUCAUUCCAGCUCCAUUUACGUACCACAGAUGAGUGCCAGAGACAGCUGAACAAUACCACAACAAAUGCUUAAUAAAAACAAGACCUUACUGAGACAGCA
This is a messenger RNA of Pezoporus occidentalis (night parrot), 3758 nucleotides long. RefSeq names its product kringle containing transmembrane protein 1 (gene KREMEN1). The transcript is spliced from 9 exons. Gene Ontology annotation, biological process: Wnt signaling pathway; multicellular organism development. Gene Ontology annotation, cellular component: plasma membrane. NCBI's taxonomy places the organism in Eukaryota, Metazoa, Chordata, Aves, Psittaciformes, Psittacidae. The record is from RefSeq and is a predicted model, not a curated record. The coding region runs from base 416 to 1978 and encodes 520 amino acids.